Molecule: messenger RNA, 6001 nt
Organism: Aquila chrysaetos chrysaetos
Lineage: Eukaryota; Metazoa; Chordata; Aves; Accipitriformes; Accipitridae
Gene: TPCN2
Product: two pore segment channel 2
Exons: 27
Coding region: 60-2447 (795 amino acids)
Biological process (GO): transmembrane transport; monoatomic ion transport
Cellular component (GO): lysosomal membrane
Molecular function (GO): monoatomic ion channel activity; voltage-gated channel activity
Source: RefSeq, a predicted model, not a curated record
CCGGUCCCGUCCCAUCCGCUGCCGGCGGCGGUACGGAGGGAGCGCGGUGGUUGCUGUCGAUGGAGGCGGGAGCCGGCGCUGAGGCGGAGCCGUUGUUGCCUCCGCAGAGCUGGCGAACGCGACGGGGGCUCUGGCGGGCCGGUGGCGGUGCCCGCUCGGCCGCUGAGGACGGUACUGGAACUGAUAAUGACCUUUAUAUAAAUCAAGCCGUAGUAUUUAUUGAAGAUGCAAUACAGUAUCGAUCUAUAAAUCACCGUGUGGACUCCAAAUCCCUGUGGCUUUAUCGAUGGUACUAUUCAAGAACUUGCCAGUGGAUUUUGAGCUUAACCAUCACUAUAAUCCUGGCUUUGGCUUUCAUUGAAAAGCCUUCUUCGCUUACCGUCACGUCAGAUGUACGAUACCGCCUUCCUGCGUGGAAUCCUCCGUGUGGCCUAACAGAAAGCAUUGAGCUGCUUUGCUUUCUUGUGUUCGUGGUUGAUGUAUCCGUGAAGAGUUACUUAAUUGGAUGGGAAGAAUUUUGGAAGAAUAAAUGGCUAAUGGCUUAUAUACUGACAUUAAUUGUUUCCCUUACUGAUUGGAUUGUAUCACUGAGUUUUCUCUGUGCAGAGGAUGUGAGAAUAAGAAGAAUUCUUCGUCCUUUCUUUCUCCUUCAGAAUUCUUCUAUGAUGAAGAAAACAUUAAAAAGUAUCAACAGCACAUUGCCUGAAAUGGCAAGCCCUUUUGUAACGGAAGAACUGAGGCAUCACGUGGGCAAAGGUCUAUGCUGUGUAGCUUCUCAGAGUGUUGUUCUACUACUAGCUGUUCAUCUGUCUCUCUUUACCAUGUUUGCCAUGCUGCUGUUUGCUCGAACAAAGCUUUUUGCUAAGUUUAGUUUCUUCUGUGUUUUCUUAUCUUCCAAUACUGGUAUCCCUGGCCAUUCCUUGGAUGGCCAGCAGGAUAAGGAGUGGGUGGGGUAUUUCCGGAAUUUGCCAGAUUCGCUGACAUCACUGCUGGUCCUGCUAACUACUGCAAAUAAUCCUGAUGUGAUGAUUCCUGCAUAUUCUAAGAAUCGAGCAUAUUCAAUCUUCUUCAUACUCUUCACUGUAUUAGGCAACUUGUUUCUAAUGAACUUGCUUACAGCAAUAAUAUACAACCAGUUUCGAGGAUACCUUCUGAAAUCGGUUCAGUCCUCCCUCUUCAGGAGGCGACUGGGAAUCCGGGCUGCAUUUGAAGUGCUUUCUUCCCUGAAAGAGACUCCUGCUAAUGCACAACAGUCGUAUGUCAGUGUUGGGGCCUUACUACAAGUGCUGCAGAAAGUUGAAAUGGAUUGUCGCUGCAAGCAAGCCAUCAUGAGAUCACUCAAAAUGUGCUCCUGUGACCAGCUGUCAGCUACCCAGUUUCAGAAGCUCUUUGAAGAACUAGACAAAGAUGCCAUUAAGCAACAUCCUCCCAGUCCAGAGUACCAAUCCCAUUUUAUGCAGAAAAUGCAGUUUGCCUUUGGCCAUCCCUACUUUGGCUACUUGGGGAAUGUUGUAGCCCUUGCAAACAUUAUUUCUAUCUGUGUGGUUUUGGUGAUGGAUGCAGAUAAGCAGCCAUCUGAAAGAGAUGACUUUUUCUUGGGGGCUAUCAACUGCUUCUUCAUCCUAUACUAUCUGCUGGAAAUGUUGCUGAAAAUCUUAGCACUGGGCUUGAAAAGAUACUUGUCAUACCCAAGCAAUAGAUUUGAUGGACUUCUGACUGUAAUUUUGCUGGUUUUGGAAAUUUCAACUUUUGCUGUGUAUGGAUUUCCUCAUCCUGGUUGGAGACCUGAGUUCAUGGGCUUAUUAUCUCUGUGGGAUAUGGUGCGAUUGGUGAACAUGUUAAUUGUGUUCAGGUUCCUGCGGAUUAUUCCUAAUAUGAAGUUCAUGGCUUUGGUUGUUACUACAUUGCUGGAUCUGGUAAAAAACUUGAGAGCCUUUGCAGGAAUCCUUGUGGUGGUUUUCUAUGCAUUUGCUAUAACUGGCAUAAUGCUAUUUAAAGGUGCUGUUGUUCCCUUGGGAAAUAUCAGUGCUAUCAAUACAACAUAUGAUAAUGGCACUCUGCAGUGUGGGACCUAUGAACAGCUGGAAUAUUGGCCAAACAACUUUGAUGACUUUGCUGCAGCAGUGGUGACGCUCUGGGAUGUGAUGGUGGUAAACAACUGGCAAGUCUUUUUGGAAGCGUUUUCAAGAUAUUCAAGUCCGUGGGCAAAGAUCUAUUUUGUAGUCUGGUGGUUGAUCUCCUCUGUCAUCUGGGUUAAUCUCUUCGUAGCUUUACUUCUAGAGAACUUUAUUCACAAGUGGGACCGUCGCUGUCAUCGGGAGUCUCUCUCAGAUAUUGAAUACCAGAGGACAGUUGAACUAAUGUUCAGAGAUGUUUUGGAAGAACCUACAGAGGAAGAGUUGAUGGAAAAACUGCACCAGCAUCCACACCUGCAGUUAUGUAGGUGACUGGUGGGAAGGACUGAUUUAUUUAGACCUCUGUUUUCUUGAGGUUGUCAGCUGGAAGAAACUGAAUGGAUUUUCUGUGAGGUGCUCUUAGAGAGGCUUGUAGGACAGUAUGUGAGGUUUUGCUUGGCAGUUCUCUGCAGAAAGAGGUUUUUUAUUUUUGGUUUAUAUCUUUUUUUCAAAAAGAUUUGAAUCUUGCUAAUUUGACUUGAUUUUUAAGUUGCGAUUUUAGAGGAAUAUUGUAGCUGUUAUUUUUAUAAACUGUUGAUAUCAGAAUGUUUUAUUUUCUCUUUUUUUAAGAUGGGAAAGUGUGUUUAAAAUGACAGUGCACUUUAAAACAUGAACUUGGUGUAACCACUAAGCCUGCUACUUUUUCAGCACAAGAAAAUGGAACUGCCUUUUCUGGUAGGUGAGUGUGGCAAGGGCUGUGCCCUGCAAUUCAUGAAUGGAUUAGGCAGGACCAGAACAAAAUCCUUAAAUCUUUUUGUAGUGAGAGUUGAAACACUAUUUUUAUUGAAAUGUGACACCAGCAUAUCUUACCAAAUUUUCAGGAGUUAAUCAUGUCAGAACACAAUCAAUUUCAACAGUAACAGGGACUGCCUACUUUGCACAUCCUCUCUUUUUCUUUGUUUUUGAUCUAGGGUUUGUGCUGUUUCCAUCCUGUUGGUAACUUUGAGAGCAAUUAUAACUUUGAAUGGAGCAAUUGCACUCGUGGUUUUCAAUGUGGUAAAAUUGAGCUCUCCUUUAGAGUAAAUAUUCUCAUGUUGCUUUUUAGCGAACCUCUUCCUUUUACUUUCUUCCAAGUCCUGUUCUACACUGUAUCGUAUUCCAUGAAAAAGCUGAGGAGAAUAAACUUUGGCCGGAAUGUAGCACCAUGAUCACUGCGAGUCUCCCACUUAAACAAGGGGAGAGAAAAAGUUGAGUGGGAUAAUCAAAGUGCUUAGAAGCUCAAAUUUUCAUUUGAGUCUGUGGGAAUUGAAAGUGCUCAACCAAUAUUGCAAGAUCACGUUCUUUUAUGGCUUCAUGACCACAUGCUGUACACCACUAACUUUAACCUGGGUAAUACUUUUUUGUUAAAUAACUUCACCAACAAAUCUAAAAUGGAGAAUUGACAGUAAGCUGUGUCCAUGUGCUUUUCAUUGUCCCUUAGUAUUCCUCUAAAAAAAGGUGGGGUUUUUUUUUAAUCUUUGUCAUAUAACUAGUAAAUCACUAUGAAGAAUAGAAUCAAUCCCAACUACUAUUUUUAUAUGUAAAAAUCAAACUACCCUUUGGGCUGCUGCCUUGUCAUUGAGACACUUGUCACCAAAAUAGACAUUACUGUGAUCAUCUCUGCAUUGACAAAGGCUUGGGGAAGGUAACUGGCCAUAAAACACUGCUGCUAUGUAUAAGUUAUUUGAUCCUUUUUUAGAUAACAAAACAUUUUUCAAAAUUGCCAAGCAGUCAUCCUUUAUACUUUUCCUCCUCUUUUUUCAUCAUUCGUCUUUUCUUUUUUUCUUGCUUAAGAGAGAGGAAAAUAUCUGGGAUGAUGGUACAUUUUUGCUCAAAAGCGUAUUUCUGCCUUGUCUCACUGUUCAGAAGUUGUGUAGUGAUUCUUGUCUGUUUCUUUAUCUUCUGCUUAUGUUUUCCUUGUGCUAUGGAACAAAAUGUGUUGUAGCUUGCACAUGUGUAGAAUGAAUCUGAACUGAGCUCUGAGCUACUCCUGCAAUCUUUUUUUACUUGCCUCCUAAGCCGUGCUCUCGUCUGUGUUCAGUAUCUUGUCUCUGUUCCAGAAUAAUCUACCCAGUAACUCACUUUGGCUCGUUUCAGUGGUGUUACCAUGCUUGUUUUCAGUCAUGCACUUAGAACACACAUCAUGGCAAGUAGAUAAAGGCAUCAGCACACAGUUUUUCUUCUAGAUUUGAGUUUCGUUUUUUCAGUAUGGCUUUAUGUCAGGAUGGUUUCUGCUCCUCCUGGCAUGAUGUAAUCACUGCCACCAAUUUAUUGGCACUUAUUAACAGAGGUUAAAUAGCCUAUUUUACCUUUUUACUGGGAAAAAAAAAAUUAUUUUUGUUUUCCACUUUUCUGAAUACUUGAAGAAGUAGCUUUGCCUUGCCAAAAAGUAAGUGGCCGGUUCUUAUUAACCUGCAAGUUUAAUUUUUUUUUUUUUUUUUUUUUUUUUUUUUUGUCUCUUAAGGUUGCCUGGCUUUGGGGGUUGGUUUGUUUAGGGUUUUUUUGGCCAUUACGUUCCACUACAAUCUACCAAAGUAACACAAAUUGGUGUGGGAUUAUCAUAAACAUCACAAAUGUCUCCUUAUGCAAUCUUUGCAUCUGGACAAAUGUAAAGAAGGCUUUCUGAAGGGAAUAGUCUUAGUCUUGUUCUUGUUUCAAAUAUGUGUAAUUGACUGAAAGUGUAACUAGAAUUUAAUACAGAAUUGUGGUACCUAGUGUCACUUGUAUUGGAAGAUGUAAACGACCACAAGUCUUAUGCAAUAAUUGUAGAAGUCAUGAAAAUGAAUGUACGUAACUGGGUAAAAUUUGAGGUUUGCAUUAUUAAAAAAAGUUCCUUCUUAAAAGAUGAAAAUGAUUGAAAUGUGUUGAAAUGGAUUCUUGUGGUUUGUUUUUGCUCUUCCCCCGUUACUGAUUUCUGCUGUGCUUAGCAUCUAUGCUGCCAUUAUCUUUACUAAUUGAAGGCUGGGCCCAUGGAAGAGGUUACAUGCAAGUGGGACUUAAGUGCCUGGUUUCAAAAUGCAGGACCUAAAGUAUGCUGCUCUGUUAUUCUCCAGUUCUAGAGGCGCAUAACAGCAUGUGUAGGUACUUGAUACACUUAAUUUUUAAGGUGAAACUUCAGUGGAGCUGAGCGUUGAGGGUGUUGAGGAGCUUGAUUGCCAUUUGCAUUUCAGUCUUUGCAUCUGCAAACUAGGUAUUUUUCAGCUUUUUUUUUUUUUUUUUUCUUGAAAAGAUUAGUGCAAUAAGCAUUUUCAUAGCAUUUCAACUGGGACAGAUUUUGCACAUAGUUUAUUACUGUCCGUAGCAUUCUUUUGAAACACGUUCUGGUUCAGAAGAUGGUUUUUUUUUUUUAAGAACAGAACAAAAUCAGUUCUGGGUCAAGCUAAAGGCUUAAGUUUGCUGAUGUCUCUGACAAUGGCUGUUGUGGAUGCUUAGGUGAAGCAUGCAAAAGCCAAAACAAAUAGAAGAUCAUCUUGUGUUAAUAAAUCAGGCUCAGAUUUUUCUAGCUUCUGAAGGAGGGCCUUAAUCACCAGACUGUUGGCUAAUUUGGGGUUCCUCAGGUAUUGUUUUUUUUUUCCUUCCUGAUUUGCUAUGAAUUUGUAUUACUUAAAGAUUUAAGAGUGGAGGGAGAGGAUGGACGCAAUGGAAGUGUUCUUGAUUCUUUCAGUAGAAAUACAGUGAUAAAACUCACAAGCACACUUAACUAUGAAGAAACUUAAAAAGCUUGUAUUGGUCAGAGCUGCAAAUAGGGCGGCUAGAAUAACCUAGUAACUGUAUAGAAAUGACAGACAAAGGAAGAAAGACUGUCUUGAGUGUCACGGGUUUGUGUGAAUAAAGUGCAUGAGACGUGC